AUGGCGUUGAACAAGCUGAGGAUUGAUUCAGUGGAUGUGGCUGGAAAGCGCGUGUUCAUCCGCGUCGAUUUCAACGUGCCGCAAGAUAAAAAGGACCCAAGCAUCAUCACCAACACGCAACGCAUUGACGCGGCGUUGCCCACCAUCAAGUAUUGCCUCGACAAGGGUUGCAAAUCCGUCGUGCUCUGUUCACAUCUGGGCCGACCGGAUGGAAGCGCAGUCGAGAAGUACUCAUUGGCUCCGGUCGCGAAGUGCGUCCAAGAGAAGUUGGGGAAACCCGUCACCUUCCUGAAGGACUGCUGUGGCCCAGAAGUCGAGGCCGCCUGCGCGAAUCCUGCGCCGGGCUCCGUGAUCCUGCUGGAGAACUGCCGCUUCCACGUGGAGGAGGAGGGCAAAGGCCAGGACAAGGAUGGAAACAAGAUCAAGGCCGACAAAGAGAAAACCAAGGAGUUCCGAGCUUCCAUCGCCAAAUUGGCGGACAUCUACUGCAGCGAUGCCUUUGGCACGGCUCAUCGCGCUCAUAGCUCGAUGGUGGGUGAGGGCUACUCCGUGAAGUGCUCGGGGUUCCUUGUGGCCAAGGAACUGGAGGCCUUCGCGAAGGUUUUGGACAGCCCGGUGAAGCCGGUUUGUGCAAUUCUGGGCGGGGCCAAGGUGACGGACAAGAUUCAACUUAUCAAGAACAUGCUGGACAAGGUGGAUGCCAUGAUCAUCGGCGGCGGCAUGGCCUUCACCUUCAUCAAGGUCCUGCACGGCAUGAGCAUCGGCAACUCCCUCUUCGACGAGGAGGGCGCGAAGAUCGUGCCGGAGAUCAUGGAGAAAGCCAAGGCGAAGGGAGUCGAGAUCGUGCUGCCCAUCGAUUUCGUGAUCUCCUCCAAGUUCGGGGAGGACGGGGAGAUCAAGACGGCCACGCUCGCCAGCGGCAUCCCGGACGGCUUCAUGGGCCUCGACUGCGGCCCCGAGAGCAAUGCCUUGAACUCGGCGACCAUUGCAAGGAGCAAGACCAUCGUCUGGAACGGGCCCAUGGGCGUCUUCGAGAUGGCCGCCUUCGAGACAGGAACCAAAGUGAUGAUGGACAAGAUCGUGGAGGUCACCAAGUCCGGCGCGGUCACGGUCAUCGGAGGGGGCGACACCGCCACGGCCUGCAAGAAGUAUGACACGGAGGACAAGGUCACCCACUGCUCCACCGGAGGCGGUGCUUCCCUGGAGCUUUUGGAGGGCAAGGUGCUGCCGGGCGUGGCUGCGUUGGACGACGCACCGGCCGGAGGUGCUUUCCAAAUCCUCCAAGUUCGGGCAAGGGAAAUCUUCGAUUCCAGGGGCAACCCCACCGUUGAGGUGGACCUCUGCACUCCGAUGGCUCUCUUCCGUGCGGCGGUGCCUAGCGGUGCCUCCACCGGCAUCUACGAGGCGCUGGAGCUGCGCGACGGUGACAAGGGCCGGCUGCUGGGGAAAGGUGUGCUAAAGGCCGUGGCGAAUGUGAACGAGAUCAUUGGGCCCAAGCUGGUGGGCAUGGACGUGCGCGAGCAGAAGCUGAUCGACGAGGUCAUGGUUCAGCAGCUGGACGGCUCCAAGAACGAGUGGGGUUGGUCCAAGUCCAAGCUGGGUGCCAAUGCAAUCCUGGCCGUGUCCAUGGCGGUCUGCCGUGCUGGCGCAGCUGCGAGCCAGAUGCCCCUUUACCAGUACAUCGCCAAGAUCUCUGGCAAGCCCACGGACAAGCCCGGGGCCCUGAGAGAUGUUUUCUGGGGCUCGGGUUCGGCUCAGAGGCACGCAGCUGCGCAGGUCUCUGAUGCCUCUGGGGCUGCGUCUCGAUGGCACGGAGCGCUCUCCCUCGUCGAGGACAUGGAAGCAGGAAGACUGCUGCCAGACCUCGUCACCUUCAACUCGGCGAUCUCUUGCUGCCAAAGGGAGGCAGUUGGGAGGGCAGAAGAGUGGCGGAAGGCUGUAGACAUGCUGAGCUGGAUCAGGUGGAAGCGGGAAGCACCCGGCAUAAGGCUCUACACCUCGGCCCUGGAUGCAUGCGCAAAGGCGCAUGCAUCUGCAAUGGCACUCUCCCUCUGUGCCACAGCGGAAGCUGAGACGGACAUGAGCAGAAGGCAAGUGAAAGCAACUUGUGCGCCUCUGAACUCUGCGAUCCUUUGCUGUGGGAGAGCUGCAAAGUGGAUGCAGGCCCUGUUUGGGCACCCGGCCAUCGAUUCGAUGGCCGUGGUUUCCACCUACAACUCGGCCUUUGCAGCUCUCUCGGGCCAGUCUGAGUGGGAGCAGGCCGUGAUGCUGCGCAGCUCCCUGGACAAGGACGACGCUUACACAUGCACGGCCAUGAUGCCGCUGCCCGUGAAGCUCUCGGCGCCGGUGCGCGAGGGCUCCUGGCAGCUGGCUUUGGAGCUGUUGCAGGAAUCUCCGCGUCGGCGGUCGAACGAGAAGUUGAGAAGCUACACCGCAGCAAUGAGCGUGGGCGAGAAGACCUCUUUCUGGCCGAUGUCUUUGGAUCUUUGCCAGGAGCUUUGGACGAGGAUGGUU
This is a messenger RNA of Symbiodinium necroappetens, 2514 nucleotides long. NCBI's taxonomy places the organism in Eukaryota, Dinophyceae, Suessiales, Symbiodiniaceae. The record is from the annotation of a GenBank genome assembly.